Molecule: messenger RNA, 822 nt
Organism: Acanthosepion pharaonis
Lineage: Eukaryota; Metazoa; Mollusca; Cephalopoda; Sepiida; Sepiidae
Source: the annotation of a GenBank genome assembly
AUGUUCCUUGAGAAAGUAGAAACGGUCACACAAGCCAUGCAAGAUAUGGGCAAUCCUUACCAGGAAGAAUGUCGAGACCUUCUUUCGCUUGAUGCAAAGGAUAUUGGUCACCAAACUGCCGCCGAGCCGAUUGGCACACACCUUGAGAAAGGCAAGGUGCCAGCUUCAAAGCCAAAAGUGCUACAGGAAGGCUUUCAAAUCUUCUCCAAUCUGUUCAUAUCCUGCCAGAGCAGAGAGUGUGACUUGAAGGAGUACUUCCAUCACGUGAACCAAUCAUAUCCUGCCGCCCUCAGUGACGGUGGAAAGCUCUACACCUGGGAGAAAUCCCACUUCACUACAAUUUUUGAGAGCCAAAUUACAACCCCUGAGGCAGAGCCAGACGCCGACAUCAUCAUAAUUGAUGGUGCAGCGUUAAUGAACAGUCUCCCCCCACGGAGUACAAAGAUAUUCGAAGAAUACACAAUGCUCAAUGUCCUUCCUAUAAUCCAGUAUCCAUCGGUUGCCGAUGAUGAAAACCUAGAGGCAUCCGAGACGUUUGGGGUCAUGAUGUAUGACAGAUCCAGCACAGCCGAAGAUGUCGAUGAUGCGAAGUUGGAUAUGUUUGCCAUACGAAGCUAUUCCUCCAACCUAAGCAGCGGUGAAGUAGCAUGUGAAGCGUGCUUCCUACAAGGCGGUCCACAUCUGGAGUCAGUCAACAUUACGUCAACCAGAAACGCAGACUCCUGGCAACUAGAGCUGAACCAAGAAAGAAAAUCUGUGGCAGAUCGUUUGGACAGAGCUCCAAUUAUUUGCGGAGAGUUGCCAGCAGCUGACCAAGUGUAG